AAUAAAUUAAUGUAUAUCAGUCUUUCCUAAAAUAAUAAAACUUGGUGGACUCACACAUCUCUUGUACCAACAGAGAAUGAGUAAAAAGUAGUAUCAUUGGUAAAUGGAGUGGGAAGCUUUUAGAAUAAGGCAUCUUUAAUAUCAACAUAUUUGAGUUUAGAGGCAGUCAAUCGUAUCCCAGUAGCUAAGAAAUUGGCAAUUUAUUUCAAGGCAGGAAUUGUUGGUGCAGUAUUUUUGGGAUCAAGGUAAUUUGAUACAUAAUUUAAAUUAGAAUAGCAGCAGGAUCUAUUUAUUAGAGAAAUGUUUAAGGAGAGAUUGGAAAAGUACUUGAUGGUGCACCAAUUUGGGAGAAUAAGUUUGACGUUCCAGAAUUAGACAAGAAAUUCUUCUUUAUUGAUGAUGAUAAUAAUUUUGAACCCUCAUUAUGGCAUCAUGGAAUGUAUGCAUUCAUAAAUAGAAAAGCAACUCAAUUGAGAAGCCAAAGGUAUUCUACAAACAUGAGUGAAUUUUAAUCAUUUAAU
Messenger RNA from Paramecium primaurelia, 521 nucleotides. NCBI's taxonomy places the organism in Eukaryota, Ciliophora, Oligohymenophorea, Peniculida, Parameciidae. The record is from the annotation of a GenBank genome assembly.